AUGCUCUUCUCAUCAACUGAAACCCCUUGCGAACAAUCUUCAGGAGUUGCGCAGUCUCAACCUCGAGACUACUCUAUGAAUUCAUCAAGUAAUAAUAAUCAAAUAAAUCCUCAGAAUCUCUACGGGCAGUUCCCAUGGUUCCGAGAUGCCUGUAUUCAUGAAGGAUCCGAAAGUACCGACAUCACUGAUGCGACUUGUCAUGUCAAGCGACCAAUGAAUGCCUUCAUGGUGUGGUCACGUGAAGAACGACGUAAAAUGGCCCAUGCCAAUCCCAAAAUGCAUAAUUCGGAGAUUAGCAAGCGUCUGGGAGUUGAGUGGAAACGUCUCUCGGACUCAGAAAGGCAACCAUACGUUGACGAGGCAAAACGUCUGCGAUCUAUUCAUAUGAAACGGUAUCCCGAUUACAAGUAUCGGCCAAAAAGAAAGACCAAGCAUUGUAUGAUGAUGGCAAUGAAUAUUUCUAGGGAGAGGGGAACUCAUAACCCCCACAUGCUUCUUCCUGGAUUUCCAAAUUUUGCUGGGCUUUAUCCUAAUUAUUUCCUCAAUCCAUUUGCUGGCCCUGUUUUACCGAACACACAGAUGCCACCAACGACUUCUCAAUCAGGUAUACGAAUGCCGUCUCCUUCUGAUCAGAUGCUAUUCAACUUUAUGCGAGCAAAUUUUCAAUCUGGUACCCCCUCAAUAAAUUCACUUCUGAAUAAAGGCCCCGAUGAAAGUACAUUGAAAGCGACAAAUUCUUUUUCGAGCCCUUUAUCCAACCCGAUUACUACUACUACUACUGCCACUCAGAUUUCACUACCAUUUCUUCCUGAAACUAGUCUACCUUCGGCGAAUUCUUCGGAUAGCUCUUCAUCAUCACUAGCAUUCAGCGCAGACUCACUUCUUCAAAUGUCACCCGUAAAGAUGCUGCCCCCUCCACCCCCCAGCUUUGAUUUACUUAAGUCGUUGUGCUCAUCUGUUUAUCAAGAGAAGCAAGAGAGCAAUGGUGACCCGGACGUGAUGAAUUCAGCCUGGUUCAAGUACCUAGCUGCCGCUGUCUCUAACCUACGUGAUAAAGAUCAGGCGGUAGCACUCUCCUUACAAAAAGAUCCCGACGACCAACAACCUGAAGCUUUGAAUCUCAACAAGGCUACUGCUUCUGCUGCUGCUGAGCUUGAAGUUCAGAUUUCGAGAGAUUAG
Rodentolepis nana is the source of this 1179-nucleotide messenger RNA. The record is from the annotation of a GenBank genome assembly. Lineage: Eukaryota; Metazoa; Platyhelminthes; Cestoda; Cyclophyllidea; Hymenolepididae.